Molecule: messenger RNA, 1501 nt
Organism: Pistacia vera
Lineage: Eukaryota; Viridiplantae; Streptophyta; Magnoliopsida; Sapindales; Anacardiaceae
Product: dolichyl-diphosphooligosaccharide--protein glycosyltransferase 48 kDa subunit
Exons: 13
Coding region: 60-1373 (437 amino acids)
Cellular component (GO): oligosaccharyltransferase complex; endoplasmic reticulum membrane
Source: RefSeq, a predicted model, not a curated record
AACCAGAUCAAAUCCUUCUCUAAACCCUAACACAUCUCAGAAGAAGAAGGAGAACAAAAAUGGCGAAACUUUUGCUUUGCCUGAUUCUACUAACUGCACUCCUUCCAUUUAUCUCCUUCGCUUUCUCCCCCGAGGAGCCGACGGAUCGGCGCGUCCUCGUUUUGCUCGAUGACUUCGCGAUCAAAUCCUCCCACUCCCUCUUCUUCGGCUCCCUGAAAUCCCGUGGGUUCCAGCUGGAAUUCAAGCUAGCUGACGACCCCAACAUCGGGUUGCAACGUUACGGCCAGUACUUGUACGACGCAUUGGUCCUCUUCUGCCCCUCCGUCGACCGUUUUGGAGGUUCGAUCAAUGUUGCUUCGAUUGUGGAGUUUGUUGAUUCGGGUCAUGAUUUGAUAAUUGCGGCCGAUACUAAUGCGUCCGAUUUGAUUCGGGAGAUAGCCACCGAGUGCGGCGUUGAUUUUGACGAGGAUGCCACUGCAAUGGUCAUUGAUCACACCAGCUAUGCAGUCUCGAAUACGGAUGGAGAUCAUACAUUGAUUGCUAGUGAUGAUUUUAUCAAGUCUGAUGUGAUCCUCGGAAGCAAGAAAAUUGAGGCUCCUGUACUCUUCCAGGGGAUUGGGCAUUCUCUAAAUCCUGCCAAUAGUUUGGUUUUAAAAGUUCUAUCAGCUUCUCCAUCAGCCUAUUCUGCAAAUCCAAAGUCCAAGUUGUCAAGUUCUCCAGCGCUCACUGGAUCUUCUAUCUCUUUAGUUUCAGUUGUGCAGGCGAGAAACAAUGCUCGGGUUAUGAUCACAGGCUCAUUAAGCUUGUUUAGCAAUCGAUUCUUUAGAUCUGGAGUACAGAAGGCUGGGAGCUCAACUAACAGACAUGAGAAAUCAGGUAAUGAGCAGUUUUUGACCGAGCUUAGCAAAUGGGUUUUCCAUGAGAGAGGUCAUCUUAAGGCUGUGAACGUCAGACACCACAAAGUUGGAGAAUCAGAUGAACCUGCAAUUUAUAGGAUCAAUGAUGACUUGGAAUAUUCGGUUGAGAUUUAUGAAUGGUCUGGAACAAGCUGGGAACCGUAUGUAGCAAAUGAUGUUCAAGUGCAGUUUUACAUGAUGAGCCCCUAUGUUUUGAAAACCUUAUCAAAUGACAAGAAGGGUCUUUAUUCUACAUCAUUUAAGGUUCCAGAUGUUUAUGGAGUUUUCCAGUUCAAGGUUGAGUACCAAAGACUAGGGUACACCAGUUUAUCUCUGUCAAAACAGAUUCCGGUAAGGCCCUACCGACACAAUGAAUAUGAAAGAUUUAUACCAACAGCUUAUCCCUAUUAUGGAGCAGCAUUCUCCAUGAUGGCUGGUUUCUUUGUCUUCACCUUUGUUCAUCUUUAUAGCAAGUAGAGCUUAAACUUUUUGAUGGAAGAGAAAAGACACUGGACAAGGGAUUAGAUAAUUUUGAUUUAAUUUAGACAGAUCUUUAUAACGUUAUAAAUACUUAUCAUUAAGUAGUAUGAGAAAUUCCUUUACUA